ACCAAUGGAGAUUCUCGUCAAAACAAAGACGGGGAACUACCUCGGAGCAGGGACCUACGGGACAGUGUACAUCAACUUUGUGGACUCCGGUGGAAAGGAAUCUGGUGACCUGAGUCUUGACGUAUGGUUACAAUAUGAUCACCAAAGGGGGACAGAGGGAGAGUACACUUUGCAGUGUGGUGACAUGACGCCCCCUAUUCAGGAGCUGAAGUUAUCACUGGGCAACUGGGCACCGGGUGACGCCUGGUUCUGCAACUCUCUUUCCGUUCAGUUUGAACCAAAGAGCAACGGGCCGACUUUCUACUUCCCUGUGGAUCGCUGGCUUGCACCAGGUACCUCUGUGUGGCUGGUUCCAGGCGGUUGUGUCCUCCCUCAGCACGAGAAGCGGACCCAUCAGAGGCAGACUGAGCUCAAAGUGAUGCGGGAGCGCUACGACUCCUUCAACCCCGUGGAAGGCCUUCUGCCAAUGCUGAAGAAGCUACCUAUUGAGGCGUCGUUUUCAGAUAAGCAAACGCUCGCCCUGGCGGAGUCGGUGGCUAUUCUUGGCAUGACAAACGUGGGCAUACUGCUGGGAAAGUUUCUCAGUCAGGACGGCCGAUGGGACUCGUUCGACAGCAUAGAGCAAAUCUUUCCACUAGGGAAAGUGCCGAAGGGGAAAGCUCAUUGGAGGACCGACGAGAAUUUCGGUUGGCAGCGCCUGGCAGGAGUCAACCCUACAUCCAUCCGUCUGUGCACGGAGAUCCCAAAGGGGUUUGGAGUGACGGCUGAAAUAGUUGAGCCUUUCCUGCAAGGUCUGAAGCUGGAAGAUGCCAUCCAGAAGAAGCGGCUGUACUACGUGGAUCAUACCAUCAUGGCGGCCACCUCCAUGGCCAACACCACGAAGGCCAGGCCAAUGUGCGCUCCAUUCGGCCUGUUCUUCGUCAAUGACAAGAAGGACCUCGUACCGGUGGCCAUCCAACUGUACCCAAACGAAGGGGGACAACAACACCCGGUGUUCCUGCCGAAUGACCCACCUAACAUGUGGCGAAUGGCCAAGAUGUGGUUCAACUGCGCAGAUGCGAACUACCAUGAGGCCGUGCCUCAUCUUGGUUUCACGCAUCUUCUUGUUGAGGCCUGCAACCUGGCGGCCAAGCAAAACCUGUCCAUCUCACACCCGAUGCACCGCGUCUUGGAGCCGCAUUUCAUCUACAUGUUCGCCAUCAACAAUCUGGCCCUGGGUACGUUGAUGGCCAAGGGUGGCGGUUUGGAUCAAACUACCCAGAUCGGAGCACAGGGAAGCUUUGAGCUCAUCAGGAGAAGGGUGAAAACUUGGCGUCUCGAUACUGAUGGUACUCUGCCAAAGGACCUCAAAAACCGUGGCGUUGACAACGCAGACGAUCUGCCCAACUACUACUAUCGCGACGAUGCUCUUCCCAUCUAUGAGGUUAUCAAGAACCAUGUCACUAAAGUUGUGGGACACUUCUAUAGUCCCGAUGGAAACUCUACCAAACUGAACGAGGAUAGCGAGAUUCAGAAUUUCGCAAAAGCUCUUGUUGACAGUGGAAUCCAGGGGGUUCCUGGGAACGGUACAUUGUCCAACGUGAAUCAGCUGAUCCAGAUCCUGACCUCCAUCAUCUUCACCGCCAGUGUGCAGCACGCAGCCGUCAACUUCAUGCAGUGGGACCAGUACGCCUUCGUACCCAACAUGCCGCUCGUGCUGGAGGGAGAACCUCCGAGGACUAAGGACAUGCUGACGGAAGAAGACGUCCUGAACGCACUGCCUGGGAAGUUUCAAACUGUGAUGAUCAAUUUGCUGACAGGAGUCCUGAGCGAGCGCGCAACGCAGCCUCUCGGGCAAUUUGAGGUCAAGUACUUCCAGGGGCAAAAGGCGGAAAGAGUCAUUGAUACCUUCAACCAAGACCUGGUCAAAAUCGCACUGGAUAUCGAGCACAAGAACUCUACUGAGCGUUCGCAGCCGUAUGACUACCUGGAUCCGCGAGAGAUUCCCAACGCCAUCAGCAUCUAACUGGAGAUUCCCAACGCCAUCGGCAUCUAACUUGAGAUUCCCAACGCCAUCAGCAUCUACCUGGAGAUUCCCAACGCCUUCAGCAUCUAACUGGAGAUUCCCAACGCCAUCAGCAUCUAACUGGAGAUUCCCAACGCCAUCAGCAUCUAACUGCUCAGUUCGCACCAGCAGUUUUCUGUAAGGUGCAAAA
Messenger RNA from Branchiostoma belcheri (Belcher's lancelet), 2195 nucleotides. RefSeq names its product allene oxide synthase-lipoxygenase protein-like. The transcript is spliced from 17 exons. The record is from RefSeq and is a predicted model, not a curated record. Gene Ontology annotation, biological process: lipoxygenase pathway; lipid oxidation; arachidonate metabolic process. Bases 5 to 2005 code for a protein of 666 amino acids. Gene Ontology annotation, molecular function: oxidoreductase activity, acting on single donors with incorporation of molecular oxygen, incorporation of two atoms of oxygen; protein binding; metal ion binding. Lineage: Eukaryota; Metazoa; Chordata; Leptocardii; Amphioxiformes; Branchiostomatidae.